UACUGACCGCCAAAAAGCCCUAGGUUCGGCCGUACAGGCGCGCGCGAGAGCUUCUUUGUUUCAUCGAUUGAAUCAUGAACUGCGUUGAUUUCGUUAUUUUUUCCUCUUUUCAUUUCCCUCCAUUGCUUUUAUCUUAUUCAAAUCAUCUCUUAGCCGUUUAAUCAACCAAGCAAUCGAAGGGGUUUUCUUGCUCGAUUUUUUGUCCGUUUGAAUUGGAUUAUCUCCUCUCAUCGCUUUUAGUUUCGAUCGCCAUGUCUAAACGGGUCCUAUGCAAGUAUUUUUCGCAUGGAGCAUGCUUGAAAGGGGAAUAUUGUGAGUUUUCACAUGACUGGUCGGCUCCACCAAGCAAUGUUUGUACUUAUUAUCAAAAGGGAAGGUGUGCUUUUGGCAGUCGAUGCAGAUAUGACCAUGUUAAAGUUUCUCAAGCGGAGUCAUCAGCUUCUUCAAAUUCUCAGCAACCUCAUGUGUCUGAAUCUGUUUCUAUAGCUCAUCCCCUAUUAUCAAGGCCACUUUCUCCCUUACCUGGAUCUACAAGCGAGCUUGCUGGUUCAAAGAUAUCCUGUCCUCCCUCGCACGUUCAAAUUGUGUGGAGUGGAGAGUCUGAGCAUCCAGAUGGUCUUGAUGAUUGGAGGAAUGGGGAGACAAGGAUUGUUGGUCCAGCUGAUAUACCUAUUUGUUCUUUUGCUGCUGCUGGAAGUGAUUGUCCACGUGGUCAAAACUGUCCUCAUAUUCAUGGGGACUUGUGUCCUACUUGUGGAAAACAAUGUUUACAUCCGUCUAGGACUGAUGAAAGGGAGGAGCACAUUAAAGCGUGCGAGAAAAAGCAAAAACAUCUCGAGUCUUUGAAACGUAGCCAAGACAUAGAAUGUAGUGUCUGCCUGGAGCGUGUUCUUUCUAAAACUGAAAUAGCUGAGAGGAAAUUUGGGCUUCUCUCAGAAUGUGAUCAUCCAUUCUGCAUUUCUUGUAUUAGAAACUGGCGCAAUACUUCAUCUACCUCAGGAAUGGAUGUUAAUAGUGCUCUAAGAGCCUGCCCAAUUUGUAGGAAGUUAUCAUACUUUGUAAUUCCAAGUGUCAUUUGGUAUUCUUCCAAAGAAGAAAAGCAAGAGAUUGUUGAUAGCUACAAGUCAAGGCUGCGAUCAAUAGAUUGCAAGCACUUCAACUUUGGAAACGGGAACUGCCCAUUUGGAUCCAGUUGUUUUUACAAGCACGCUCAUUGGGAUGGCCGGUUGGAAGAGAUAACUCUGCGUCAUAUUGGGAAUCAAGAUGGUCUCACUGUUAUCGCCAAAAAUAUUAGGUUGUCGGAAUUUCUCAGUGACUUGCAUAUCAGGUGAAGAACCAUUCCAUCAGUUUCAGAUGUUGAAUUGCUUGCUGGAGUCUGAUAUUGAGAAACGAAAGGUGGGUUACCGAGCACGGUUCUUCGAACUUCAUCUUCUAUGAAUCAAAAUGAAGCUGGAAGACAUUAUGUCAUACUGAGGAAUGAAGGCAGCAAGGCCAAGCUCUUAUUCUUCGGAUGAUGGUGAAGUAAAUGUUAUCACAUCACAUGAAUCACAGGUGAAUAAAUUGUAAGGGUUCUACGCUGUUGUUGUUGUUGUACUAAACAUUGGAAAAUGACCGAAUGUAUUGGUUUGUAUUUUAAGAGGAAGAUAAAUGGGAAUGUCGAUGUCGAUGUCGAUGUCGAUGUCAAUGUCAAUGUCGUGUGUGGUUUGAUAGAGAAACAAGAGAAAAGGAAACUUCAAGGCUAGCAUACAUUUUAUUCACCUCCUCCGAUGUCAAUUUGAGCUUAGUUUAAUGUAUAAUACUCCGUUUUUUAUGUGGUA
This is a messenger RNA of Cucurbita moschata (crookneck pumpkin), 1817 nucleotides long. RefSeq names its product E3 ubiquitin-protein ligase makorin-like. The transcript is spliced from 7 exons. Bases 252 to 1331 code for a protein of 359 amino acids. The record is from RefSeq and is a predicted model, not a curated record. Gene Ontology annotation, molecular function: ubiquitin protein ligase activity; metal ion binding. Lineage: Eukaryota; Viridiplantae; Streptophyta; Magnoliopsida; Cucurbitales; Cucurbitaceae. Gene Ontology annotation, biological process: protein polyubiquitination.